AACUUCAGCCGCCGCCACAACCUGAGCCGCGACGAGCUGCGCGGCUUCCUCCGCCACUACGAGGAGGCCACGGAGGCCGGCAUCCGCGUGGACCACACCCGCCCGCGCUGGGACUUCACCGGCGCCUUCUACUUCGUGGGCACCGUGGUGUCCACUAUCGGGUUUGGGAUGACGACGCCCGUGACAGUCGGAGGGAAAAUCUUUCUGAUCUUCUAUGGCCUCAUUGGGUGUGCUAGCACCAUCUUGUUCUUCAACCUCUUCCUGGAGCGGCUGAUCACCGUCAUCGCCUACAUCAUGAAGUCCUGCCACCAGCAGCAGCUCCAGAGAGAGGGGGCCCUGCCCCGGGAGAACCCCAAGAACCAGGGCCUCUGCGGUGCGGUGGGCGGCCCGGCGGGCUGGAAGCCCUCCGUGUACUACGUCAUGCUGAUCCUGUGCCUGGCCUCCCUCCUCAUCUCCUGCUGCGCCUCGGCCAUGUACACCUGCAUCGAGGGCUGGAGCUACUUCGACUCCCUCUACUUCUGCUUCGUGGCGUUCAGCACCAUCGGCUUCGGGGACCUGGUCAGCAGCCAGAACGCCAUGUACGAGAGCCAGGGCCUCUAUCGCUUUGCCAACUUCGCCUUCAUCCUCAUGGGCGUCUGCUGCAUCUACUCCUUGUUCAAUGUCAUCUCCAUCCUCAUCAAACAGUCGGUGAACUGGAUCCUGAGGAAAAUGGGCAGCGGGUGCUGCCGGCAGUGCCGGGGCGGCCUCCCACGGGCUCACAGGAACGCGAUUGUGCCAGGCAACGACCCCUCAGAAACGGGCGGGGUGAUGGAGAGCGAGGCGGGUGGGCGGUGCCCCUCGGAGGAGAUGAUCUCCAUGAAGGACUUCCUGACCGCCAACAAGGUGUCACUGGCCGUGCUGCAGAAGCAGCUGUCCGAGUCGGCCAACGGCUGCCGCCUCCCUACCGGCACACAGCCUCGGGACAGCGAGUUCUCAGGGGGCGUGGGGGCCUUUGCCAUCAUGAACAACAGGCUGGCAGAGACCAGUGGGGACAGGUAGGACCGAGGAGACAAGGGGAGAGCGGCCGGGAGAGGAGCGUCCCCGAGCUCGGCUCUGCCCCUGGCUGGGCUCGUCCUGGGCUGUGCCUCCGGCUUCUUGAAGCCCAGCUUGUCUGGGCUCCAAGGAUCAGCAGGCUUUCAGGGCCGGAAGCUGAAGCCUCGAUGCCUUCCUCCUCAUCUUUAUUCUUUUCAUUUAAAUUCAGUCUUUUAAACACAAACCAUAGAGCAGCCCAAGGCGGUGGGCUGUUUCUUGGCUCCUCCUGCUCCAGGGUUUUAAGUAUUUGCUGGAGCGGGAGCGAGGGUAAGCCUUGAUCUCCUGCUGCUCUGACCUUCCUGUGGAAAUAAAACCCCUCCAGGUCCUGAUUUCCUCCUGGAAACCCGCAUGGCUCGUCCACCUCCUCCCUCCCCAGCCCUCAGCACGAGCAGGGGAAGCGUGCGGCAGGUCUGGGCUCCGGCCGCCUUCAGAGCAGGUUGCUCUGCGGUGCCACGGCCAAGGCCACCAUCUGUUUUAGUCUAUACCUGGUUCCCUGCUUUUUGCUUUUCCUUUUUUUUUUUUUUAAGAUCUUAAUGUUUGGCCAAAAGUGUCUUUGGGACCUCCGUGUGUUAAGAACCUGAAAUUCAGCAGCGAAGAGGUCGGGGAGCCUCACCUUUGAGACUAAAGAAUACGCUUGGACAUUCUCCCUGUCAGCGGGCACAGGGACCACUUCAUUCUUACCAGGCCUGGGGGCCCAUGGCGAAGAUCAUGCCUGACUGUUUGUUAGAACUGGAGAUUCAAUAAACCCUCGUUUUAUUAACUAAGAGUCCGUGCCUGCUCAUUGUGGACAGGGGGAGUGAGGUGUCUAACAAAACAGGCGUUUAUUGCACUCAGAGGCUAAGGAAGCAGGAAAUGAACCUUUGAAGAUAUGAGCCUCAUCUUGGAUUCAUGGCUGGAGAAACAUUCUAGGCCAGAAAAUAAAAU
Myotis davidii is the source of this 1995-nucleotide messenger RNA. RefSeq names its product potassium two pore domain channel subfamily K member 13 (gene KCNK13). The transcript is spliced from 2 exons. NCBI's taxonomy places the organism in Eukaryota, Metazoa, Chordata, Mammalia, Chiroptera, Vespertilionidae. Gene Ontology annotation, cellular component: membrane. Gene Ontology annotation, biological process: potassium ion transmembrane transport; stabilization of membrane potential. The annotation marks the transcript as partial. Gene Ontology annotation, molecular function: potassium ion leak channel activity. The record is from RefSeq and is a predicted model, not a curated record.